AUGAUGAUGAUGAUGAUGAUGAAAGAAAAUCGGUAGGAAACAAGAGAAAAAAGAAAAAAGAUAAGCGAAUACCAGGUUUACAAACACAACAUAACUAAUACAGAGAAAGAUGGAUGAUUUGAAGCUGACGUUGUGUUGUUGUUCGUCGGUUUUAAUUUUAGAAAUUUGUUUUUUUUUCACUACUAAUCAUUUCAUUUGGUCAUUUAGAGAUUUCGUUCGAUUUUCGCCUUUUUUUCAUUUUCUUCUUUUUCUUCUUCUGAUGAUGAUGAUGAUUGGCUGGUAUGGUUUAUUCAAGUCUGCCGGUUGUUGUUGUUGUUGUCGUUGUCGUUUUUCUUGAAUGGUAAAAGAGACAAUCAAAAAUGCCAAUGGAAAGAGCGCCACACACAUAAACUGUUGGUAUAUGGUACAUACUCAUGGUUUGAAUUUCACUUUUAUCCAUAAAAUAAAAAAUGAAAAAAGUCUCCCACUCAUGUUAGUUAGUUCUUCUUUUUCUUUUUCAUUUAUAUGAAAUCACCAAAAGUUUAAACAUCCUUGUUGAAGCAUCGUUUUUUCCAUUCGUAACUCGUUCGACACUUUGUUAGUUAUACACACACACACACACACACACACACACACACACUAUAUUGACCAUACCAAACCAGCCGAAAAAUCGGACACACACACACAUAUCCGAUCGACAUAUCUCAAACGACAUCGAACAGAUCGACGUACGUUCAUUCAUUCAUUCAUUCAUUUUUUGUUCAUUUAUCGUAUCGGUUACAGCAUUCAUUCAUUUGCCAGCAAUCGUUGACUUUGGUCAUUCAUCAGUUUCAUUGAUUUUUUGUUUUUCUUCUUGUUGCUUUCUUGUUGUUGGUUACCAAAAAAUCUCUUCACAUAACUUGGAUAAAUAUACACCGAACAAAUAGACAUCAUGUACAACAACAAAAUCACUUGUUUAUUAGUUUGUAUGCUAUUGCAUAUUGUUUCUGGUCAAUUUUCUUUCGGCGGUAGCAGCGAUAGCGGUUUCUCGGGAUUCAAAUUAUCCGGCCCAUUAGGUCAAUUGAUGCGUGGAUCAAGUCCAUUGAAUUUAAUGACAUCAAAUUAUGGUUUUGGCCAAAUUCUUGGAUCAUUGAUCAACAGUGGUUCGAAUAGCGGUGGACCAUUAAGUCAAUUGGCUACGGCAGCAUCAUCUCAAUAUAUAAAUGCCCUACGAAGUAAUCCAUUGUUGAGUCAAUUCGCUAAUGUUGCAGCUGGCCAACAAUCAGGACCACCAUCAGCAGCAAGUCCAUAUGCUGCUCCACCAUCACAUCAACCACAUUCACCACAUCAUCAUUCUAUGUACCAGAAUCCAAUGGCUCUUUUAGGUGGUGACAGUUCAAUGUAUGGACCACCACAGCAACCAGGUUAUGAUCAUCAUUUUGGUGGCAGCAAUGUUUUCCCACAAUUUGCAACACCAGACAACUAUUUCCCCAAUGGCCAAUAUGGUGGCCCACCACCAAUUCCAUCGUAUGGACCACAAUCCUCAUAUGGAUCACAGUUGCCAUCACCAAUCCAUCACCUUGAUCGUAAAAAAUAAUAGAUAAUGCAGCGAGUUAUGCAUAAAAAAAUCCUCAAUAAUUUUACCUUGAAUCAUUUUCCUCGUCAUCAUCGCCAUCAUCAUCAUUAUCAUCAUCAUCAUCACAUCAUUAAAGCGUUAAUUUUUAUAAUGAAAAUUCACAAAGCCCAAUACUUCUUCAGUCACAAAUUAAUCAAAAACAAUCAAACUAACACACACUGCUGCUUGUCCAAUUUUUUUUUUCACUUUCGUUUCCUUUCUGUUCGUGGUGUGUACAUUCAUGUACAUAGUAUUUUUUCUCGUCAUUCAUUCAUUCAUUCAUUCAUUCAUUCUUUUCUCAAUUUUCGUCUUUAGACCAACUAACAAAUCAUUCAACAGAAACAAAAACAAAAACACCGAGAUGUUUUCGAUUUUUAUUUGUUUUCUUUUCGAGA
Molecule: messenger RNA, 1968 nt
Organism: Dermatophagoides farinae (American house dust mite)
Lineage: Eukaryota; Metazoa; Arthropoda; Arachnida; Sarcoptiformes; Pyroglyphidae
Source: RefSeq, a predicted model, not a curated record